Nymphalis io (European peacock) is the source of this 1654-nucleotide messenger RNA. RefSeq names its product ninjurin-A (gene NijA). NCBI's taxonomy places the organism in Eukaryota, Metazoa, Arthropoda, Insecta, Lepidoptera, Nymphalidae. Gene Ontology annotation, cellular component: membrane. The transcript is spliced from 7 exons. Gene Ontology annotation, biological process: tissue regeneration; cell adhesion. Bases 158 to 1105 code for a protein of 315 amino acids. The record is from RefSeq and is a predicted model, not a curated record.
GGAGUGAACGUUCGUGGGCCAUUACUUAUAUUUAUCGAACGCUUGUGUGAAAACUAUUUUAAAAAUAAAUUCAAUAAUUUAUUUGAAUAAAAAACGCAUUAUUAAUUAUAGUGUGUAAUAUUUAAUUUAAAAAAAAAUCUGUGGUAGUGUCGUGAAAAUGUCUACAGAAGGUCAGGCUUUAAAUAAAAGAACGGAAACGGGGUUCCACAAGUCUCCGAAAACAUUGGACAUGAAUGAUGUGGAAAUGGUGUUUGGGACACCUGUGUCACCUCGAGGCAGAGUUCAGCCUGAUGUUCAUCUCAUCUCGAAUGAAAGGACUAAUGGUAGAGACAAGCUUCCAAAGAAUGAAAAGUCAGAUGGAAGCGACGUAACUCCCUCAUCCCCUCUUUUGGAACCGAACAAGGACAGACCCAAGCCGCCACUCGCUGGCCCAGAAAUCGACGACUUGGAAAAUGAGCAGCCGACAGACGCCACACCAUACCCUGGCAUCGACGAUGGUCUUCUUGAACCAAAUAAUAAUAAGCCUACCAUCAACGGAGAAGGCGAGGAUGGAAAAUCAGAUGGCGGUUCUCACCAGACGCACCCUACGCGGGACGACGGUGUCGGCACUGAAGACGGUAAAUGGCCCUGGCCGUCUACCGACGAGACGGACUAUCCUUACGAUUUGAAUGGUUUCGGACCGAGAUUUGGGAUCGACGAUCGGCCCGGCUCGCCGAUGAUGCCUGGGUCGAUCCCAGACGUGAACACGUACCAACAGAAGAAGAAUCUCGCCCAGGGAAUGAUGGACCUCGCACUACUGUCAGCUAAUGCCAACCAACUCCGUUACGUCCUAGAGUCUUCUUCCACACACCCCUAUUACUACCCCAGUCUUACAUUCAUAUCCCUCAGCAUUAUACUUCAGAUCGCAGUAGGCAUAGGUCUUAUUAUGAACAGCCGCUACAAUGUCAAAGACGAUAAGGACAUCUGCAAAGCUGAUAAAAUCAAUAACAUGACAGUAUUGGGCGUCUUCCUCGUCACCAUCGUGAACGUUUUCAUCACCUCGUUUAGUGUCGCAACGCCUACCACGAUAGCAAAUAUGGGGAAUUCAAUACAACAGGCUGGAUAAUAGUUGCAUGACUUACAAUGCGAAAACAAUAAAAGUACAUUUUAUAAAUGCACAUAAACCCAAUUAAAAAAGCUUUUAAAAUAAUAUAAAAAUAGUACUAGCUACCGUCAACUGUGCUGGUUUUGCAAUACUUGUGCUAUCUCUGUAAGGCAAAAAUGUAAAGAGUCAAAAUCUACGGUCUUUGCGCACUAGUGAUAUGAAAGCUAGGGCGUUAAAAAAUGAUACGAUUUCGUGUUGAAAGAUUUUUAAAUGCCGUUAUUUUUUCGACACUAUAAACGCAUAUAAAUUAUCUGUAUUAUUAGAUUAUUAGUUUAAAAAAAAUCUGAUUAACAAAUUCGAUUCCUCAGUCAUUACUUUCCUGUGUUAUAACGUCCACGGGGAAUAAUAUAACGACCAUGUGAUAUAUUUUCAAUAGUAAUAAUAUCAAUCAAUCAAUCAACAGCCAAUCGUUGUCCACUGCUGAACAUAGGCCUCUCCCAAGGUGCGCCAAAGCUCCCUGUCCUCCGCCUUCCGCAUCCAGUUGGUGCCCGCCACCUUCUUAAGGUCGUC